GCUCCGGGCCGCACGAGGACCCGCAGAGUUCCAGCGAACCCUUUCCUGCCCUCCCCUCCCGUCCUCUCUCCCCCCGCGAAACCGGAACGUGCAGAUGACCGUGUUCCGCAGGGGAGGGAGAACACGCCUCUCCAACCCAAGGGCAGGGCGCAUUCGGCUUCCACCGUCACCCUCCGGGGAGACAAGGACCUCGCGGGCCCCCUGCCCAAGCCCAAGCCCAAGCCAGGGCCGUGCCCGACGCCUCACCCGGGACCGCCAUUUCUCCGAGCUCCGGCCCAGGCCCUGGCGCGCCGCAGACUUCCGCCCGAGAAAGCGGUUCCAACUAAACGGCGGAGGGGGAACAGCUACGCAAAAGUACCGCCCCGCCAACAUGAACCCCAGUAACAGAUUCAACACCCUUGAAGAGAUAGUGACUCUCUAUGGUUCUGACAAUGAUACUGAAAGUGUGAAUUUACAGCUAAGCACCUUAGAAGGGGAAAACAAAAAUCAAGCUGAUCUCACAGACACUAAUACUUCUCAUACCCCUGAAACUUCUGGAAAAGGUUUUAAAGCUUUCAGACAUCCAGAGCCUCAGGGAGCCCCAGGUGUGAUUAUGAUAGAAAAGCUGAUAAAUUCCAUUCGGGAAUACCUUAAGAGUGAUCGAAAGGGUGUUCUCGAAAAGCUGGUGUUCUUGCGAUCUUUGUCUACUCUCAGUCAUGCUAUACCCUAUGAUGAAACCACUGAGUCAUUCAUUCAUGAGAAUCUCUCACAAAUCCAGAAUGCUAUAACUAUUCUAGUUCAGCAAGAACCACUUCACUCUCUCUUCAGUCCUGUGCGACAGGAACUCUUUAUAGCCAUCACUGACCUGAGUUGCCAGGAUAUCAAUUUACUGCUUGGGUCUGAUGAUAAAUCAAACCUCUUCAGUGAUCUCAUUAAAAGCAUAAUAACUCUUCCCUCCAUCAAGACUUUAAGUAUACUUCAAACAGUCAUGCCAAAUGUACAAUACGACACAGAGUCUCUUUACAGGCAAACAUUUCAGGCAUUCUGUGAAAUGCUUCAGUGUUUGGUGAUACAAGAUCCACAUUUAGAAAAUCUUGAUCAAAUUUUGGAGCUCAUGGAGCCAUGGUUACAGUCAACAAAAGACCAUGAACGAGAGAGAGCUACAACCAGUAUGUCUCAAAUGCUGAGAUGCUUAUCUAGACAUCUCAAUUUGCAACCUCCUCUGUACUUUCAAAAGCUGGGGAGCCUAGUGGCUCUGAUGGCCCUGCUUUGUGGGGAUCCGGUGGAGGAGGUGGCCCAAGAGGCCGCAGAGGGCAUCCACUACCUUCUCCACAUCACUUUGAAGCUAAAGGGUAUCACUGGUGAUAGGAAGAGUCGUCAGAAUAUAAAAGAUAUAAUGAAAAAAUGUAAAGAAUUACUAGACAUCAACAACAUCAAAGAGUUCUAUAGCAACCCUUUCAAAAUUGCCCAGGUCUUUGAAGUUCUUCUUAGUCCAAAUGAACUUGUUCAGUUUAUAGUGACUACCUUGGAUGGACUGAAAAAUCUGAAACAUCCUUGUACCCAACAAUCAGCAGGAGAGUUGCUAGUGACAUUGGUCAAAAGUGCUGAAACACGAUUUGAGAAGGUACCGGACAUCAUGAGAGCUAUUUGUGACCGGCUGCCCAUAAUCAGUCAGCCUAGUGCCCGCCAACAGGCCAUAAACAUUGUGAGCCUGUUCAUCUCCAGGCCCAAGUAUACGGAUGCAGUGCUCAACCACCUUUUGUAUUAUCCAAUUCCAUUUGACAGACAUUUGGCUGAGUUGUGGAGGACUCUUGAUAUUGACUUGCCCAACACUACCUGGAUUCUGUGGAGACUGCUGAGGAAGCUACAGAAGUGUCACAAUGUCGAUCAAGAAAAGAUGGAAUAUAUAGCUGUGGCGGCCACUGAGGCUCUUUAUGAAAUAUUUGUGGGAAAUAAGCUUCAAGCAGCAAUGUAUCGACUUUUUCCUCAACUCCUCAUGGCCCUCCUCAUUCAGGUUCAUCACAGCAUUGGUCUUACAAUGUCAGAUAUCACUAUCCCUGAUGAUAUGUAUCUUAGUAACAAAGAUAUUUCUACCUCUACCCCUUUGAGCUUUGCCAUACAGGCUACCAAGACCCUCCUCUUAAGAACAGCAUGCUGGUAUGAAUUUAAUGUCAUGGAAAAGAGAAAAGGAUGGAACCUGCUAGAAAUGGAAUAUUUUCAUCUUGAUGGAGUGUCUCUUCUUGCCAAUGUUUUAUUGGAAAAACAUGGUAUGCUUGCUCAUAAGGUCUUAUACUUGCUAAUCCCUUUACUUAAUCGAGGGAAUGAGAAACAUAGACUUACAUCUGCAGCCUUCUUUGUUGAGCUUUUCCAGAGUCCACUAGCCAGGAGGAUUCCUAAAAGAUAUACUAUUACUCGAUUAGAAGAAUGGCUAUAUCAUGAAAAUCAUCAAUUCAGAGUUCUCAGCCUGAAAGGAAUGGACAGCCUUCUCUGUCAUCAUCAAGGAAAGGAGGAAGCUAUCAAAGGCAUGAUACCAGUCAUCUUAAGCAAUUUAAGUGAAACAGAUGAAAAGAUUGUUUUAUUUUCCAUCAAUGUACUUCGAAGUCUCCUUGAUACCAUGGACUUUACUACACUCAAAACUACCAUGCAGGCCCUGUUCUCCCUAUUUAGUGAUUUUAGACCAAAUGUCCAUCUUUUUGCUGUGAAUGUUUUUGGAGACUCCAUUAAGAUGGUGAAACACAAGAAUAAGCAAGACAUAGAGGGCCAAAUUCUAGAGAGUUUGAUUCCAUUACUUCUCCAUUCGCAGGAUGAAAAUGAGGCAGUAGCUGAGGAGAGCAGUAGGGUUCUUACUAUAUGUUGCCGUUUCUUAAAAUGGAAGCUGCCACGACAAGUGUACAAUAAAGAUCCUUGGCACAGCAAUCCUUCUGGAAUAGGAGUAAUCUGCAAAUUCUUUGAACAAAAAUGUAGGGGGAAAUGUAACAUCAUGAUGCAGACCAUGAACUAUAUCAAAAACCAUCAGGUCCAGUUAAAAAGGGCAGCAAUACUUUUUACAGGGCUGUUAGCAAAGUACAUGGACCACAAUGAACUCCGAAUGAAGGGGACCGAGUGGAUAGAGGAAGUUCUGAGACCUCUGCUGCAAGAUCCUGAGCCUUCUGUGCGUAUUAUUGCCUGCCAGGCUCUUUGCAGAGUCCAAAAAGCAGGUGCAGAACCAGAGCCCAGACCUGAAGCAUGCAGAAUGAGGAAGUUCUUCAAUUUUAUCUGUUAGAAAUAGUUGGAAUCCACAAACAUCAGGCUAUAUAUUCCCAAGAUGAAAGAAAGAACACAAUAUAUGAUUUUUGUGGAGAAUUUACUUGAAACUUUCACUGUCACUUAAGACUCCUACUCUAUUCAGCUAUUAGAAGGAUUGAAGAAAUAAUCAAUAAAAUUACAUUAGAGGUUUUAGAAAUAUCUACUUACUUCAAAAUUUUUAUUAUUUUUGUAGAUGAAUUGUGGUAGGGGUUUUUUUCCCACCAGAGUUGGGUUUAUAAAACCCUUAUAAAAUCUUUGUUCCCUAAACAGAAAUUUCUGGAAUUUUCAUUUUGUUCAGUUUCAGUGAUUUGAACUAAACAAAACAUUAUACUGCAUAUUGCUGUUUGCAAUAUU
This is a messenger RNA of Sarcophilus harrisii (Tasmanian devil), 3618 nucleotides long. RefSeq names its product maestro heat like repeat family member 8 (gene MROH8). Lineage: Eukaryota; Metazoa; Chordata; Mammalia; Dasyuromorphia; Dasyuridae. The record is from RefSeq and is a predicted model, not a curated record. The transcript has 24 exons. Gene Ontology annotation, molecular function: protein binding. Gene Ontology annotation, cellular component: cytoplasm. Bases 95 to 3241 code for a protein of 1048 amino acids.